Molecule: messenger RNA, 2483 nt
Organism: Macrosteles quadrilineatus (aster leafhopper)
Lineage: Eukaryota; Metazoa; Arthropoda; Insecta; Hemiptera; Cicadellidae
Exons: 12
Coding region: 155-2431 (758 amino acids)
Source: RefSeq, a predicted model, not a curated record
CUUGCAAGGCGGAGGGGUUGAUGAACUACUUCCUCAUGCGAUUUCGCAGAUUUAUAGAUCAGGGGUGCAAGUUUUACCUGCGGAUGAAGUAGAUAGCACGCUUUUGGUACAAUUCCUACCGAUAACAAAGAAUUUCCUGUCUAAGAAACUAAACAUGAACCAUCGGAUGAUUGACGAAGCAGAUAUUUUUGAAGACGACUCUUUGAUACCAAAUGUACUGAAGAACAUUGAGAUAUGCAUUCAAGUGUUAAGCGACAUGGAUAAUAUGUUGGCUUAUCUAAUAAGUUUUGACCAACUGUCUGGUUCUGAUUUUCCAAGUGCUCCGAAGAACGUAGCCGAAGUCGUUUACUUGGUUUUCAGCCAUUGUCAGAAAAGCAAAACCGAGUACAAAGAUGUGUUUUCUACUGUGAGAAGCGAGCUGAUGUCUUUGUUUCAACAUUGUUACCAAGUGCAGGUUAAACUGUUCACUUUACUGAAUGAAAAACUUGUCUUCAACUGUGCGUUUGAAGAGGAAAUUCAAUCGCUAGUAGAGAUUAUUGACACGUUAAACUUAAUGUCAGAAGUGGUGGCCGAGCUCGACACAAUGAGUCUGGUCGCUCACUGGAAGGGGUUUGCUCAGCUGACGCAGACGUAUUCGGCCCAUCUUUGCUCCAGGCUUGAUGUCUCCCGGCCAAUCAUCUAUCUCUCGGCCAACAUUGCUCAUCAAUUAGACAACCUAAAAGUCUACGUAAAUGCUGAUAAAAAGGUUGUCCUAAGGGCUUUGAAAAUCUCCAGUUUGCAGUUAAAGGUUCUGAUCAAACUGUGUGAACAAUACAAGCAUCAUUUGGGCGACUGUCACUCUCAGCUGUUGUCUUGUCUUAUCUCACUCACCAGCCGCACCCAGCAGUCUCUGAGCGUGGAAGGGUUGACAGAAGAUAUUGCUGCUCAAGUUACAACACAUCUAUCAGCAGGAGCAGCCCCCCUACUCUCUCACCUUUUGGCCGACCCGGUGUUCGUCAAGAACUAUCUUCAACAUGCUGAUGAGCUGCAGUCUGGCACAGUUGCAACAAAGUUCGGCUUCUGCAAUCUGACGAGCAUGAUUCUGAAGAAGUUCACCAAUCCAGCCUCAGCCGACGAUGAAGCUAAAGUGCUUUGGAUCAAAUCAACGAUGCCACUUGUUGAAACUACCUUCAAAAUACUCAAUACUUGUGAAGAUGUGUUUUUCUCGUAUGAGGAAGACGUGUACCAGACGCUACUGACUCACACCGCAGCAUUCAUCAUUGCUACAACUUCCGUCGAAAUGUUUUCUGACUUGGAGUCUAUGCUGGUCAAACAUCUGCUUCAACCAUCCUUGUGGCCGGCUUUCUUUACCUCCGACUUGUUAUGUCUCAUCGCGAGGGUAGGUUCAGACAAGUUAUGCCUCCAGUUGGUAUCACUGUUGAGAGAUUUGUGCUCGUGUUGGCCAACCUGGGACAGAUGUCGGCCUGAGUGGUGUUACGUCACCUGGACAACGAGUCGCCUCACUCAGUUUCUCGCUGAAGAUGAUCGUAAAAGCUUCUCGUCACAGCUACCACACGUGACUGGAAUUGCAACUGACUUGAACAACCUGCUCAACAAACCGUUUAGUAAUGAAUCUAUCCAGCUGUAUAAUGCAUUGACGAACAAUUUGACCACUCUAAGAGACCACAUAGACUUGUAUCCUGAUGUUGGAGCUACACUAGCUCAGCCUAUCUGCCAGAUGUGGAGUCACAUGAUGUUUCCAGAAGAUCUCGAGAGUUCUGAGACUUGUGAUUGGUUCUCUUCUCUCUUUUCUCUGUUGGUUUCCGUCUCAUCUCACGUUGUCGUCAGUCUUGAUACAUCUCAGAUUGUGAAUAUCCUCAAUGUUUUGGACGACCUUUGUUCGUCAUCCACCAUUUUCAAGUGUGGUUCUUGCACAUUUUUGAGAAGCCUCGCCAGCAAACUCCUCCCCAGUGAUUCUAACCAGAAUCUCGUUUACAACGAAAUAUCAUCUCUAUUUGUCAAGUUGUUGUUGGACAGUAACCCUUUAGUGAAACAAUUCGCUUUAGAAACCUUUUCCUAUUUUGCCUAUGUAACCAAACAUGAAGAAAUAGUCGCUUUGACUGUGGCCAAAGACGUAAAGCUGCAAAACAUCAUUGCCCAGUAUUUAGAGGGUAUUCCGAUCGUAAAGUCUGAUACUGAACUUCUCAAGUAUCUUAGUAGUAUAAAAGUUCCUUUUGUUCAUAAGUGUAGAAUUAAUAAUUCCAACAUUGAGAAAGAUAAUGUAGAACUCAAUCCGAGUAAAAAGUUCAAAAGUUCUGAGAAUGUAUUAGUUUCCGUGUUGGAGAAGAUUGAAAAAGAUUUAAGUGCAAUCGAAGAGUUCAAAAAGUGCUCAGAAGAAACACGUAGGUUAGUUUUAGGUUGUAUUGCUAAAAGGUUGGACGAGAUGGUGUAAAUGUUUUUAAUCUUUUAGAUGUAUAGUUGUAUAUAUUACAUUUUAAGAACAA